Molecule: messenger RNA, 1987 nt
Organism: Oncorhynchus keta (chum salmon)
Lineage: Eukaryota; Metazoa; Chordata; Actinopteri; Salmoniformes; Salmonidae
Product: melanopsin-A-like
Exons: 8
Coding region: 91-1371 (426 amino acids)
Biological process (GO): visual perception; G protein-coupled receptor signaling pathway
Cellular component (GO): membrane
Molecular function (GO): G protein-coupled receptor activity
Source: RefSeq, a predicted model, not a curated record
UGUGUCCGGACCAGUUUAUUUCUCUUUCCCACCGUCCGCCUACAGUCCAUCUUGGGUGGCCCGUCAGUCUUGGAGGGCGAAAGUGGACAGAUGAGCGGCGCCAUGCGCUCGGAUCCGAAGGGCAUCUCGUGUCCGUUCCAGAACCAGAACUGUACGUGCAUCGUGGAGACUCUCUCCUCCUGGAACGACACGGGGGUCAAUGAGUACCGGAUGGUGGACCUGCCGUCUGUUACCACCUCUGUGGCCAUGGUGCACGAGGCCCCUCGUCACCCCUUCCCCACUGUGGAUGUACCUGACCACGCCCAUUAUACUAUAGGGGCCGUCAUCCUGGCUAUCGGCAUCACCGGCAUGGUGGGCAACUUCCUGGUUAUCUAUGCCUUCAGCAGGAGCAGGUCACUGAGGACUCCAGCCAACAUGUUCAUCAUUAACCUGGCCAUCACUGACUUCAUGAUGUGCAUCACACAGGCACCCAUCUUCUUCACCAACUCCAUGCACAGGAGAUGGAUCUUCUGGGAGAAAGGCUGUGAGCUCUAUGCAUUCUGCGGGGCUCUAUUUGGGAUCUGCUCUAUGAUCACUCUGACGGUGAUAGCAGUGGACCGCUACUUUGUGAUCACGCGUCCGUUGUCCUCCAUUGGGGUGCUCUCCAAGAAACGAGCCCUGCUCGUCCUCAUGGCUGCCUGGGCCUAUUCACUGGGGUGGAGCCUGCCCCCUUUCUUCGGCUGGAGUGCCUAUGUUCCAGAGGGUCUGUUGACCUCCUGUACAUGGGACUAUGUGACCUUUACCCCGUCCGUGCGUGCCUACACCAUGCUGCUCUUCACCUUUGUCUUCUUCAUCCCCCUGAUCGUCAUCAUGUACUGCUACUUCUUCAUCUUCAGAGCCAUACGUACAACUAACAAGGCUGUAACUAAGAUCAACGGCACUGCGAGUACCAGAGACUCCAUUAAGAGUUUCCAUCGGCUGAAGAAUGAGUGGAAGAUGGCUGAGAUCGCUCUUAUUGUCAUCCUCCUCUAUGUCAUCUCUUGGUCCCCCUACUCUGCUGUUGCCCUGACCGCAUUUUCAGGGUAUACAGAUUUUCUGACCCCCUACAUGAACUCAGUGCCUGCUGUGAUCGCCAAGGCUUCAGCCAUUCACAACCCCAUCAUCUAUGCCAUCACCCACCCCAAGUACAGGAUGGCCAUAGCCAAGUACAUCCCAUGCCUGGGGUUUUUGCUGUGUGUACGUAGACGCGACCUGCAAUCCACCAACAGCAGCUUCAUGUCCACCCGGCGAUCCACUGUCACCAGCCAGACCUCCGACAUCGGCGACCGCUUACACCGCACCAGCACUGUCAAGUCCCGCCUCUCUUCUGCCUCCGACAGCGAAUCGGUAUGAAUAAAUACAUUGUCACAUGUGUGACAAUGUACCGAAUGUGUGGAGGAUAUUUUGGGCUCUAGAGGCAGAACAGUGUGAAUGCGUUGUCUAACACAGUAAAGGUCAGUAAGUAAGCCAAUUUAGGGUUUAAAAAAUUCCCACUUGAACUUAUGUGCUCAUCUCCCAACAUCAAUACACAUUAAUGCCACCAAUGAUACUUAACAUUCAGUGCCUCUACCUGAGAAGCACCUAAUCAAACAGUAACACACUUGCUGUACUGUAAUGCAAAAAGAUUCGUAGGAGAAUUAGGCAAGAACUAAGUACACAUUUCCAUCAUAAAGGAUUCUUCUGUGUAGUCCGCCACAAAUCUAUUAAACCAACUAUUGGCCUGGAAAGCACCCCUGGAUUUGUGUCAGCCAAUCGCAUGGCUCCUAAAUUAAUCUGGCACCUUGUUACAGACAGGAUGGUAAGAUGAAUCCACAGCAGAAGGGUCACUCCAGGGAGGAAGCUUUAGGAGGGCUUUGCUGUACCAUAGACGUCUAAUCCAAUUUUGACAUUUUUGAAACGUGUUCAUCUUUACGGCGUCUUUCAGUGUUACUAUUUCAAAUGUGAUGUCACCUGCUAAAGCAGUGUUUUA